This is a messenger RNA of Truncatella angustata, 762 nucleotides long. RefSeq lists its product as uncharacterized. The transcript has 2 exons. The coding region runs from base 76 to 579 and encodes 167 amino acids. Lineage: Eukaryota; Fungi; Ascomycota; Sordariomycetes; Amphisphaeriales; Sporocadaceae. The record is from RefSeq and is a predicted model, not a curated record.
CGGUAAUCCAACCGGCCACUCAGGCACUCUCAACGUCGAUAUAACUCUUCGCAGUCAACUCCCGAGAAUAGGCAAAUGAGCUCAGAAGAGAUCGGACAUCCCGCCAACGAAGAGUCGCCCCUCAUAAAUUCCCCAGACCGCGAGAAUCAACCGACGAACGACAUCUCCACCCAAGUCAAAAUCAUGGCUAUCCUCCAGACCCUCGCCGCCGUGUACGGUGGUACAGCCGUAGCUCUGGGCGCGUUCGGAGCUCAUGGUCUUAAGAAGAAGAUCCCGGAUCCCCAGCGCCUUCAGAACUGGAACACCGCUGCUCAGUACCAAUUGCUACACUCGGUGGCCGCACUGGUGGCCGUAUCCCUGGCGCCCCAAACCCGGGCCACGAAGUGGGCAGGUGGUCUCUUCAUCGCCGGCAUGACCAUGUUCAGCGGAAGCCUGUAUCUCUUGACCCUGGACCCUCAGAGGUUCCGCGCCAUGGGCCCCGUCACCCCGUUAGGAGGGCUUGCCUUGAUCGGCGGAUGGGCUGUGUUGGCCGUUGCAAGCCGGGGCCGGGUUGGUCUGGGCGCUCUGGGUGCGAGAUAAAUACUCGCGAGAUAAGUACUCACGAGAUGAGGGUAUGUCGCGUGACGGCAAGAUGGCGAGUGCCAUCGUACUAGUGUUGGGGGUCUCAGGGGAGAAGCUGCAGCGUGUAAAGUUUUUGUAUUAUCUACAUGUAUGUGUAUAGUAUUGAAAAAAGAAUAAAAGAAAAAAAGGCCACUCUACUCA